AUGGACAGGAAGUCAAACUACAACAAAACCACAGAACUAAAGUCUCGCAGCUACAGGCUCGCAGCUACAGACUCGCAGGUCCAGGCUCGCAGGUCCAGGCUCGCAGCUACAGACUCGCAGGUCCAGACUCGCAGGUCCAGACUCGCAGGUCCAGACUCGCAGGUCCAGACUCGCAGGUCCAGACUCGCAGGUCCAGACUCGCAGCUACAGGCUCGCAGCUACAGACUCGCAGGUCCAGACUCGCAGGUCCAGACUCGCAGGUCCGGGCUCGCAGGUCCAGGCUCGCAGGUCCAGGCUCGCAGGUCCAGACUCGCAGGUCCAGGCUCGCAGGUCCAGGCUCGCAGGUCCAGGCUCGCAGGUCCAGGCUCGCAGGUCCAUGCUCGCAGGUCCAGGCUCGCAGGUCCAGACUCGCAGGUCCGGGCUCGCAGGUCCAGGCUCGCAGGUCCAGGCUCGCAGGUCCAGACUCGCAGGUCCAGGCUCGCAGGUCCAGACUCGCAGGUCCAGGCUCUCACAGCGGGAUCCGGGCCGGCUCCACCAACCACGGGUCACAGGCGCCACAGCCAAUCACCAAAUGGCACCUAA
Messenger RNA from Knipowitschia caucasica, 582 nucleotides. The record is from the annotation of a GenBank genome assembly. Lineage: Eukaryota; Metazoa; Chordata; Actinopteri; Gobiiformes; Gobiidae.